Molecule: messenger RNA, 11922 nt
Organism: Plasmodium vivax (malaria parasite P. vivax)
Lineage: Eukaryota; Apicomplexa; Aconoidasida; Haemosporida; Plasmodiidae
Exons: 1
Coding region: 1-11922 (3973 amino acids)
Biological process (GO): regulation of transcription by RNA polymerase II
Source: RefSeq, a predicted model, not a curated record
AUGGGAGGCACCAACAGUCGCCACCACAGCAGUAGCUAUCACCCCAGCAGUAGUCACCACCGGAACAGCCCAUUUGAAGGAGAGGCAAAUAAUAAUGCCCACAAAAGGAACAUAAAAAAAAUGAUAAGUUCUGCCGGCAGAGAGAAGAGAGCCAAACCAGUACACGACGAAGAGAAACUUCUUGAAGAUUUGAAAAGACAACAGAAGAUGCGAGUCGUUUUUUUAGAAAAGGAACAUGGGUUCAUUAGAAGUCGUCACAAGAAAAUGGCUAGCUGCUUUUUCAGCUACAGGAGGAGGAAGACCUGCACCAUCUGCUUUCUUAGCAACAAUUUGGAGCACAUGGAGAGGUGCAGAAGCUGCUCCCUGCACUUCCACGUGUACUGCUACAAGGUCUUUCGAGACGACUUCAAUUUGAGCAAUUUUCUCUGCGACGUGUGCGUGGACUCCCAGGGGGGGGGCGGCAUAGCGGCUGGCAAAGCGGCUGGCAAAGCGGCUAGCGGCACGACUGGGAGAGCGGUUGGCAGAGCGGUAAGCAAAGCGCUGAGCGACGCUGCGAACCGCGCCGGCGAGCCCUACCGGAAGUACCACUUUGCCUACCAGAGGAAGGAUGGCGACGCGACGAGCGACCCCCUCGACUGCGGCCCCCCCGCGGAGGAGGCGAAGGAGGUGAAGGAAGCGAAGGCCCAAAGUGGUCCACUCAGGAAAAGGCCAUUCUUCAAAUGUUUAAGUGAGCCCGAGUUUGUUAACAGCAAUGAGCUGCUCCCCUCGAAGGGGAAUAAGAAAACGAAUGGGGCGUCCAGAAGGAGGCCAGACAGUGGGAAGGUACCCACCGAUGACUUCUUCAACAGCAAUGCCAGUUGCCACCGCGAUGUUGCAUACCACUCCGACGAGAGAUGCAACCGAAGGGUUAGUCAGAACAUGGGGCCCUACUGCAAGAAGGCGAAGAGGCAACUGAAGAAAAUGGCAGAUUUGGAGGUGACUCCCGAGAGAGCGGCCAAAAUGAUAUACAAGCUGUUGAAGCCGUUGGAGAGCUACAGGAGGGGCUCCCACGGGCAACCCUCACAGGGGCAAUCCUCAAAUGUGCAUCUCCCCUCACAGGGGUACCCCCCCUCACUGGGGUACCUCCCCUCACUGGGGCAUCCCCCCCGCGGGCGGACCCCCCGCCCAAUGCUGCACCACUCGCAGCAAAGUCAGUUCGGCCAGCCCCCCCACGAGGGAAGAGCCACCCAGUACGUCCACGCCAUUGAGCACAAGCUGCACCUGCACGAGCGAGCAACGCAGCAAAUCAAAUGUAGCAUCUGCAAGGGGAUUCAUAGAAACGUCCUCAUGAUUAGGAGAGGCCCAGACCUCUGGUUUCACCUGUGCUGCCUCUACUACAAUGACAUCUCCAAAUGUUGCUCCCUCAUGCAUGUAUAUUUUGAAUUCUUUUUUUUAAAAUUCUAUAACGAAGAUUACUUCAGUAAUAUGUAUGCCAAGCUGAAAGCCCUCAACGAAAUGAUCAUCGGGAAGAUAAAGAGAGAACUGCUUAGUCACUAUAACACCUCCAUCCACAGCCACUCCUUCAACUUCCUCAUGAAUCCCUAUUACUACCAUUUGACUCUCAAACAGAUAAAGCACUUGAUAUUUCACAAUUUUAUUUUGCACACGAAUGUGUUGUAUGGGAGGUAUAGCGGUCCUGUGCCGUCCGUUGGGAGUAAUGAAAUGGAGUGCGCCCUUCAGGGGGUGGUAUACCGCAAGGUCAGUUGCGAAAAUUUGGCUGUAAUGGAUUUUGCUCCUAAGGAGAGGCGUCGCGUGGGGGAGUCCUCCACUUGCCCCCACCCCAGCAGGAGGAGGGAGCAUCAGAAGGGCACCCAUUUGAGAAGUGACCCACAUAGCAGGUUAUAUAGUCAAGCGGCACACCGGAGCGAAGCGCACCGGAACGAAUCCCUCCGAGAGGGACGCCCGCCCAGCCUGAGCAGCGCCGCCAGUAGCUACAUCGCCAGCAGUAGCACAGCCAGCUGCAGCGACUCCUCCUCUGAUAGAGCGAACGGGAGAGGUGCCUCACAUGAUCUGGAGGAAGGGAAAGGCGAAGGCGAGUACGAAUAUGAAGACGAUUUGGAGAAUGACCCCUAUGCGGAAGAGGACGAGGAGGACCUGUGCAUGCACAGCCCAAAUGAGCUGACCAACGUUUACUGCAUAGACACCAAUAACUGCAGCGUUGUCUCGGAGGAUAACUACCACCUCGCGGACGUCCUUCACAUUAUAAGCAACCACACAAGGAACGAAAUGAACCUGAGUGUGAAUAAGCAAAACGAAUUGAAUUCAUUCUUUAAGGAAAUUGAGCAGCUGAUAUAUCGGAGGGACUUCAUUAACCUAACCAUUCUGAAAGAGAUUAAAGAGAAGAUCCUCCAGUCGGUCGCCAACAAUCACUCCAAGGUUUGCACCUUUUGCAAGAGGGCUACUGGCAUCAAGACGAAGUGCAUGUUCCCAUCCUGCUGCACCUACUUUCACAUUUCCUGCUACUACGAGUUUUUCCUGCACACUGCGCAGGUGGUCUGCCCCUGGAGGAGGGGCCUCAGGCGGGACGACCGGCAUGCCGCGCAGAGAUCCGCAGCGCAGAGGAGUGUCAUGCAGAGGAGUGCCCUGCAGAGGAAUGCAGCGCAGAGGAACGCCGCCCCCAUGGCGACGCCGGAGGACCUGCUCCUCAGGGUGGACAAGCUGGUCAAGCGCCGCGACCGCAGGAAGAGGCGCCUGCGCAACGGAGAGGGGGGCGGCAAAAGUGAGGGAAGCGGGGGGAGCGAAGGAAGCGGCGAAAAAGGAGAAAACCGCGAAAGUGGCAAGCACGCUGCUCGUGGAACCCCUGUUGACCUCUGCGGCCGCCCCGGGGGGAGGACGGCGCCCAGUGAAGUGGUCGUAGCGAAGGCCCUCUCGAGAAGGAACUCCCAGGAGCAGCCCCCGAUCGAUGUACCCAGGGGGGUGGCCCCUCACGACCCGAUUCAGUACAUUCGAAACAUUAAGAGGAAGCUGUUGGACAGCAGCGAGAAGCAGGUCGGGGGGAGUGGCAGCGGUGUAGCGGUGGUGGGGUCGUCAACAGGGACACCGACUGCUCAUCCAACUGCGCAGCCAAAGACAAACCACCAGAGCGUUGAAGCGAAGAUGGCGCCGGUUAGACCCCCCUCAACCGUCGAGCACACAGACAAGGCAAAUUCACUUUCAAAGAAGGACGUAAUUGAUAUAUCGUCUACACCUCCUGGAAGUUCCGGGGCCAUCAGAUUAGAAGACCCCCCCCAGAGGGGAAAGCUCAUCGUGGAUGUAAUAGAUGUUGACAGUGAGGGGGGGGCACUUAGCAAUGGGCAUGCUCCAUUAAUCCCGGGGGGUAGCACCGGUGGGUAUGGCCAAAGCGAGCGAGUUGAAGACAGGAACGCCCCCCCAGGUGGUGGAGGUUCAAACCAAGGUUGCUUCUUAAACGCGGGAAGAGGAAGGUGGAAGGCGGUGGGUCCCCCGAGCGACUCCAGGAGGGGCUCAUUCGAAGAGGAGAGGCUGAGUCAAGCAGCUCGGCAGAAGAGCGGCCACCAUCAGCAUCAUCAGCAGCAGCAUCAUCAUCACCAUCAGCAGCAGCAUCAUCAGCAGCAUCACCAUCAUCACCAUCAGCUUCAUCACCCCCAGCUGAUGCUGCUCGAUCACCUGAAACAGAAUGCAAUCAAAGCGGCGCCCUGCAAAGGCAACGAAGCGGGGGAGCCCCACGGGAGGAGACCUACCGAGGGCACAAAUUUCCCUAGCGAUGUGCCCAUUGCAGGAGCGAACCGGUGGAACCAGCUUGCCUUUAAAGAUUGCGGGAAGCACCCCCCGAGGGAUUAUUUCACCAUAGGGGGUGCCCCUCCCCAGGGGGAGAAGCCAGACGUGAGGAUGCAACGGCUGAUGCAGAGGAUGGCCCCAAAAAUGGCACCAAAAAUGGCCCCAAAAAUGGCACCAAAAGUGACUCCAAAAGUGACUCCAAAAGUGACUACAAAAAUGACUCAAAAAAUGACUCAAAAGAUGACGCCAAAAGCGCGGGAUCGAGCGAACCGGCCGCGGAGGGGCGACGACUGCGAGAGCUUCUCCUCCCUGUCGUCCCUCCUCUGCUCAUCCGCAGCAUCCGACGGUGGCGAAUCCUCAUUCGGCUCCAUCAGAUCGUCCGAUCGUUCCGUUUCCCCCCACUCGAAGUCCAAUUCGGGGUCUCUCCACUCGUUGACAGUACCAUCGGCGUCCUCUUCAUCAUCCAGCACAUACGCGUCAUCCUCUGGUUGCUCCUCCGAGUAUUUAUCUCCUUCAUUUAGACGAGUGGCGUCGGGAAAGUGGGACGUGGUCUCCUCUUCCUCUUCCUCCUCAUCUGCAUCUGUGAGGUCGAACCUAAAUGGAAAGGCCAAGUCCACGUCGACCUCCCCGUCAGCAGCUUCGAAUAGGUCAGACCGAAAUAGCAACUCCCUAUGUAGCAGCAACUCGCAAGAAGCGUUUUCCUCCUCGUGCGGAGAGGGCUUCUCUAAUUUUAAGUUGGGGAGUCACAUAGGAAAUGCAAGCAAUAGCAGACAUCUUAACCAUACCAACAGUGGAAGUGCUAAGAAGAAGAAAAAAAAAAUAAAAAAAAUGAAAAAAAAAAAAAAAAAAAAAAAAUACGAACAUGGUGAUGUGGCCGCGGACCGGGACAACGGGGGGAGGAACUCCAAAUCCAGCACGUUGGGCCUCUUCACCACCAAUGUGUUUAACAGCGGGCAUAGUUACCACGAAAUGAAGAGCAUCAAGCUGGCCCUGUGCAGCACCCAUAAUAAUGAAAGCGACAUCACCACUGUGUUGAGCCUCAAGUUGAAUGCAGUGAAUAACAGGACGCACAACAACCUGGGGGGCAUUUUUUACCACUACUAUAAUUCGUUCCUCUCCUCUGUGUUUUUCGCGGAGAAGUUUGCUCACCUCUCGGAGGGGGGGGUAGUCACCAAGGAGGGGGAAGUUACGAUGGAGGGAGAAGCCCACCAAGAGGGAGAAGCCCACCAAGAGGGAGAAGCCACCAUAGGGGUGGACCUCACCAACGAAUCGGUGGACAACCAAGCAGAGAGGAAGAACGAGCAAGUCGUCCAGAUCGAAAAUGAUAAUGCAGAUGAGCGUGGAAACCUGCUCGAGGGGAAUAAGGGAGACGAAACGAAGGAGGGAAGCAGCACCCCCUCAGGGGAGUGCGACACGCAGGAGGGCAUAGCCACCCCCUCGGAGGAGCAGGACAGCCGGGGAGAAGCUCUCACCAUGGACGAUGCCGCGAAUGCGGUUAGCGCGGCCGACCUCGCCACUGCAACGGCUACUGCAACAACGGGGGGGGACUCGCCAGACGGAGAGACGCACAAACAGAGCGACCACACCCAUAAGAGAAAAAUCGGGUGCCUUUCCGGGGCGCCUCACUCCGAUGGGGAGAACGAACAGAAGGAGGUGGGUCAUUCGGAGGAACAUGGCGAGGACGACGCGGAUGUAACGCACUCAUCAAAUGGAAAUAAAAAAAAGAAAGUUAAACUGAACAUUGAAGAGGUCUCAGGAGAGCUGACCGCAAUGGAGAGCCACAAACAGAAGGCUCAUAAUGAUGGUGGUGGUAAGUGGAGUGAGGAGGCCCACGCGGAAGGGGGGAGCUCGGAACAUCCAGAAGACAAAAAGGGGGAACACCAACCAGCGAACGAAUUGGAAGUAACGACCGACUAUGAGAAUUCCCCCGAGCAGGAGAAGGCCAACGAGUAUGAAACGUUGAGGGACGCGCAGGAGUUAGCGACGGGAGGAGCGGCGGACCCCACGCAGGAAGGAACAGCCGAAGAAGCGGCUGGAGGAGAAGCCACAUGCAGAGCGACCCCGCGCGAGGCGAACGACCGCACACUGCUGCUCUUCUCGAGCUACAUCAACCGAGUGAUCGACACCGUAGAAGCCAGCGUGAUUCUGAAGAACAACGUGUGCGAAGGGGUCUACUAUCUGCGCCAGGAAAACGGAGUGAACAUUUGCCAGAAGGUGAGCGGCCGCUUUAAAAAGCAGUUGAAGAUACAAAACAUGAAGAAGAAAAAAAAAAAAAAAAAAAAAAAACUAAAUGACAUUACUAUUUUAAAAAAUACAAACGUAGACAUUCAAAAGGCAAAUAAGAAGAACGUUUCUAGUAGCCUCGAUUUGAAGAAGAAAGUUGACGUAAAUAAGUUCGCCUACCUCUUCUACCGACUCCCUGUGUUGCUUUACGGCAGCAAAUUUGUGAGUGACGUCGAUAACCUGAAGCACAUAGGUCAGAUUAGAAACGUAUUUCACCAUUGCUUUGGUUUUUCUAAUUCCCAAAAUAUAGUUGGUCUGGUGGCGCUACUGAAAAGCUAUGCCAGCCACUCGAUGUUCCACAAGAGUGCGAGCAACUCCAGGAGGAGCGUUCACGAUAGGGAGGACCGGAGCGCCAGUCGGAGGAAGCUUUCGGCCGGCGCUGAGCUGGGGGAGGCGGUGGAAGGGGUGGAAGCGGUAGAAGCGGCACCUGCAGUUGAAGCGACCCCUGCGGCGAAGGCGUUGCAGCAGGAUGGCGAGGAGCAACCCUUCUCGGGCAACUCGCUCGACGCGGAUGCCGCUGGUACCGCUAAUACCGCUAAUAACGCUAAUACCGCUAAUACGGCUAAUACCGCUAAUACCGCUAAUACCGCUGAUGCCGCUGAAGCGCAGCUGGAAAUCCCGGGUGAACGGACGGGCAGCCUUGCAACGGUGAUGGAGGUGCCCCCCACGGAACAAACCGAAAAUAACCAACCGAAGAACCAACCGAAGAACCAACCGAAGAACCAACCGAAGAACCAACCGAAGAACCUACCGAAGAACCCCCCCCCAUUUGGAAACGCAAAGGAAGACGUCACAGACAAUGGAGAUGCAGAUUUAGUCAAGGGAAGCACCUGUGCCAGCACCGUCAGCGCGUACUGCCCAAGUCUCAUCGGAGACAACCACUAUGAUGUGCACGAAAAGGAGGUGGUAGAUCCUCUUGAAAAGGAGCCCAGAACAAAAAAAAAAAAAAAAAAAAAAUCAACUGCAAAUGGAGGUAAUGGCAAGGUGAGUAUGCCCCAUCAGGGGGUAGAACAAAUGGAAUGUUGCAACCAGGAAGAAGGGCAGAAAAACGAAAGCACAUGUGACAAAGGAGGGGUAAUAAAGGGAGAUGAAUCCGGGAAAGAGACCCAGUCGUAUGUUAACAAAAGCUUCAACUUAGUGUUCUGUCUCUUCGAUAAUGGAAAUCACAUCUACCUCCUAAUCUACGAAUCUGACAGUGAUAAUAGGAAGAAGCAUGCAAAGAAUAAAUUGCUUAGAAAAAAAAACGAUUGUAAUCCGAUUGACUAUUUUUUUAGGGAGCUAUAUGAGAAGGUCCAUCAGAGUAGCUCCAAGGAUGGGGCCUUUUCAAUUUUGAGGGCUCUCUUUUGUAGUGGCGUCGGUGCAUCGGUGGGAGAGUGCUCCGCGGGUCUCUCCGGCGGGACGGUUCCCCCGAGUGGCAUCACCCGCAUCGGGUCGGUCGAUUCGACAUCAUCGAUGGGGGUGGCAGCUUCGACAGCGUCUAUGGGAUCUACGGGAUUGGCAACUUCUAUAGGGUCGAUGGGGUCCCUGAGCGGUGUCAGCGGCGGUGUGAGCGGUGUGAGCGGUGUGAGCGGUGUGAGCGGUGUGAGCGGCGUCAGCGGCGUCAGCGGCGGGACCAGUGCAGAGGAACAGAACUGCCUCAGGCUGAGCGAAAUGCUGCUGAACAAAAAUGUUUUGAAAAACAUCCUCCACAAUUUUAGCGCCUUCAACAUCACCAAGAACAUGAGUCUCAAACUGACCAACGUGGUCGAGCUGACCUACUACGACUACCUCUUUAUAAAAAAACACAAAUUUUUUUAUUCCAGGAGGGGCGUGAAGAUUUACGAUGUGUGCAAUAACUUGUACGGAGGGGGGGACCCCGCGGAGGAGGACCUGGGGGGGAGCACCAUUAGCGAGCGUGCCAUUGGCGGGCGCGCCAGGAGGAAUGCCCACCAACUGGCACACAAGCUACAAGGAAUCGUCGCGAAAUUGUACGCGGGGAAACGAAGCAACGGCUCCUUUAAUUUUAGGGGGAUGGUGGCUAGCGAAGGCGGCCCCGCUGGCAGUGGAGACGUCAGCAGGGUUGGUCCCUACGUAAAGGAUGAAAAGGCCAAGUUGGGGGGAGCAGUCGCCCCGGUGGGAAGUUUCGACGUCGCCCCUGGAGUCAACGGUGUCAGCGGUGUUAGCGGUGUCAGCGGUGUUAGCGGUGUUAGCGGCGUUAGCGGUGUUAGCGGCGUUAGCGGUGUCAGCGGCGUUAGCGGCGCGAGAGGCGGCAUGGCCGAUGGCCGGCAAGUGAGUCCCUUCCUGUGGGGACCGCAGAACGGCACCUUCGCAGGAGGGUUCGUGGGUGGCUUCCCGGGAGACCUCAGCGGAAAGACCCUCAUAACGUACGACUUCGCCAGGAGUGGAAGCCUGCUGAGUAAAGGGGCCAAGGAAAAAGUUUUGAAUAAGCAGAUAGCGAAGAGGAGCGACAGGAGGGACCAAAGGGAUGGCCAAAGGAGCAGAAACAAGAAGGGGCAGAAGAACUGUCUGGAUGACUAUCUCAAGAGCUCCAACGCAGUUAAGGGGAAACAACCCGCAGGCAAAACCAUCACGAGCAGUGAAAUUGGUGAAGGUGGCAACUUCGAUUGGAUGGCAGACCAAAGCAGAGAGAACUCCAUCGACUGCCUCGUAAGGGACUACCUGCUCAACAGAUGUGAGGAUAACACCAUGGCGGAAAUGGUGAAAGAAAUCAUUAGACGGUAUAAUUCCUUUGGGGGCACCCCGAGAGGCGGGUUCAGGGGGAAGGGCCACCCCGCAGAGGUGCCCCUCCAUCCGACGAACAGCUUCAGCGCGUACGACGUGUGUAAGUUGUUUCUGCAGGAUGGUGAGGCGAGGGGUGACGCGCGGGGCGGGGUCAGCAGCGGGGUUAGCGGCGUGACGAACGCUUCCUCCGGCGUGACGAACGCUUCCUCCGGCGUGACGAACGCUUCCACCGGCGUGACGAACGCUUCCACCGGGGUGACGAACACUUCGACCUGCGCGCCGAACGAACCGCAGGCGGCGCCCCUCUUCAAAAGCAAAGAUGAGAGAAAAAAGUACCUGAACAACGUCCUCUUCGAUAAGGCCGCCUUAGCCAACUUCCGGAGCUUCGUUUUGAAAAAAAGGCAAAUGGAGUUUUUCUACAAAAGCGGGAACGGGGUGGCCAACUGCAUCGAGCGGGAGAAUAACUUCGUAGACAUCGGGAACAUCUUAUCGUUUCACCUGAACAGGAGUGACUUCGUCAGGCAGGUGAAGUGGCGCAGCGUGGAGGAGGUCGAGACGAAGCUGGGCGGGGGCGGCGCUAGCGGCGUUAGCGGGGUUGGCGGCGUUGGCGGCGUUGGCGGCGUUGGCGGCAUAAGCACCAUUAGCAGCGUCAGGGUUAAGGCUGAAGAAAACAAGGCGGGCUCCGCUGCGUCGCCCAGAAACUGCCCCAAAAGUGGUAACCACGCGAUUGCAGAGGGGGCAAAUGCGAGCAUGUGUAAGAGCGAGGCAGCAGGUGGGCCCCCCAUCCCCGCAGAAGGUCAUUCCCAACCACGGGAGGGAGCCAAAAAUAAUGAAAAGGAAGAGAAGAACGGAAGCGGCAUUGUCGUCCCGGUGGAUGGCAAGUGCGCCCUCAGCGGACGCAACGUCCCUUCCUCCCAUGUGAAGGACCAAAAAUGUGAAGAAGUCGUCAAGUGCGCGAAAAGCUCCAGCAAUAGCAGAAGCGGCAGCUCGAAGAAGCAGCUGGUGAAGGAGGAGAAGAAAAUCCACCCCGAUGUGCCCAUCCAUGAUAAGAGCGAACAUAAAAGGGAAGGGCAACGGGAUGGCCAAAAGGAUGGCCAACGGGAAGGCCAACGGGAAGGCCAACCAUAUGGCGAUCUCAAUCAAGAACAGCGGAACGACGGCGAAAGCUUCGACGAGCUGAUCAGCCGCAACUAUGAAAAGAUGAAAGACCUGUACAAUAACCUGAGUGAAGAAAUAGGAAAGAACAAACUUCUGCUGAUGAGCAAAAUUAUUGAAGAAAAUCACUCGUAUAACGUUGCGGAUAUGCCCCUCUACGUAAACUUCAUUUUUUACAAAUACAGCUGUGUUAACACUUGGAAUAACUUGGUUCAUAAUUUGAGGGAGAGCUUCCUACGGGAGGAGACUCACUUUUUGAGCACAGACGGGGCGGUCGUCCACAAGGGAGUGGGUCUCAAAAAUGAUCAAGAGGAGGCGCUUCUCCUGACGCCAGCGGAGGCAGCGUUGCCAACGGGGGCAGCGUUGCCGGGGGAACAAAACCGUUUGCGGGAUGGUUACGGGGGGGAGGAGGAGGAGAAGCAGAAGAAGCAGAAGAAGACGGACCAGGAGAAGAACACAUACCAGGAGAAUAAAACGGAUGAGGAUCGCAUUGAUGACAAAGGAAAAGCGGCCACCGUUGGGGAGGCAGUUACAACCCAGUGGAGUAACAACCCUAUGGCGAUGGCGAAGGAGGGGAACGGCCCCGAGGAGGGCACCAACGUGGGAGACCAAAGCGGAGAAGCAACUCCCCCCUCAGGCGUAGGCCUACCCACAUCGGCUGUCCCCCCUGCUGCGACAGAUCUGAAGAGGAACAACGCCCCCAGUUGCAACCAAAAGAAAAAUGGGAAAAACGGAAAAAAUACCAAAAAUGAAGAGAAAGAGAAGCCAAACGAUUUCACAUGCAGUGUGUGCUUCAACAACGAGCUGAGCAACAUAAACAUUUUGUACAAGUGUGUCGGAUGCUCCAUUUACAUUCACAAGUACUGCUACGGGAUAUAUCAAAAGGGAAGGAGCGAUGAAUUUCUGUGUGAGAAGUGCACAUUUAGCAAGUACUUUAACAAACGGCGACAGCAGGGUGAGGAUCCCAGUAGGGGCAGCAGCCACUCGAAGAAGAAAAAGAAGAGCAGCAGCGGUGGAGGGGGAGCAUCAUCGGUGGCUGCCUCUGCUGCGAUGAGUAAUGGGCACGCACAUGACUCCACUACGAACGACCCGUGUGAUAACCCAGGCAAGGGCGCCCUUGACGCUUUUAAAGGAUUCGAAAGCUGCUGCUACAUAUGCAAGAAGGACGGAGGCGCCUUGAAGAGAACCACGACGAACCAGUUUGUUCACCUCUUUUGCGUUUUAUUUUUUAUCUCCAAAGUGUUUUGUUUAAAUAUUUACAAUUUGAAUCUGUGGGAGGUUUCCAAUUUGAGAUUUUUCGAAAAUGUUUGUUGCAUUUGCAAUAAAACUGGAGCCGUCAUAAGUUGUGCCUACUGCGAGGAGGGCGCUCAAGGGGAAAACACUCCGAGUUUUGCGAACGCGUAUACGAACCACACGAAGGUGAAGAAGUGCAGUAAGUGGUUUCACCCCCUGUGCGCUUAUCUGGAGGGGUACCAUAUGAAUGUUGAGGUUUACGAAGAUCUGUUUGUAAUGACUUAUUUUUACGAUAACUGCUUCUCGUGCUUCCACGUGAUUACGCACUGCAAUGACCACGCCCCGCUGGGCAGCUACCCGAAUAGGGAGGCCGUCAAAUGGAAGAGGAGCAAGUCCUACCUGAGCAGCGAUGGAAGCGGCGGCGUAAGCAGUGGCGUUAGCGGUGGUGUAAGCAGCGGUGGAGGAAACUGUAGCGGCGGAAGUGGCAGCGGCGGAAAUGGCAGCGGCGGAAAUGGCAGCGGCGGAAACGACGGCGCCGCGCCCCCUAGGGCGAGCGACAAAAACGCAAAAAAUAAGGGAAAAAACAACUGCCAAAGUAGCAAGAUCGCGACGAGCGCCCCAUGUUUGCACAACCAGCAGAACGGCAGUAGCAGCCCGCCACCUCUUCAAAGCUGCGUGAACGCCAUUCUUGUAAAGGAGGAAGCCAGCCACGAAAUUUGCGCGACGGAUCAGGUAGGACAAGCCUAUAUGUUAUAG